Molecule: messenger RNA, 2703 nt
Organism: Onychomys torridus (southern grasshopper mouse)
Lineage: Eukaryota; Metazoa; Chordata; Mammalia; Rodentia; Cricetidae
Gene: Il1rapl1
Product: interleukin 1 receptor accessory protein like 1
Exons: 11
Coding region: 375-2465 (696 amino acids)
Biological process (GO): signal transduction; negative regulation of exocytosis
Source: RefSeq, a predicted model, not a curated record
UGAUCUCUCCUCCUUCAGUCUCUCAUUUUUUAUUCUGCCUAUUCUUUUUUUCGUCCUAGUAUUUUUUCCCCUUCCGUGCUCUGCACCUGGAUUGUAUCGUCACUAAACAAUCGGGCACUUUGAGAACUAACUGGAGACAGUCUUGUAGGGAAGAUCUGUAUGGAAUUAUCUGCUUUUAUGGUGAACUUGGCAUUUGUGAAUGGGUAUCUUGUUCACAAUAUUAAUUGCUAGCCAAAACAAGAAAAAGAACACAGGAGUAAAACGUGGAUUUUUCUGAAUACGCAUUGUGAUGACCAGCAAUUACCUUACCGACUGAUAUCCAGAGGAGAAUAAUUUGGAAGACUGUUGUGGGAACGGCCUUUAAGAGCUGGAAGAUGAAAGCUCCGAUUCCACAUUUGAUUCUCUUAUAUGCUACUUUCACUCAGAGUCUGAAGGUUGUGACCAAAAGAGGUUCUGCUGAUGGGUGCACUGAUUGGUCUGUUGAUAUCAAGAAAUACCAAGUUUUGGUGGGAGAGCCUGUUAGAAUCAAGUGUGCACUCUUUUACGGUUAUAUCAGAACAAACUACUCCCUUGCCCAAAGUGCUGGACUCAGCUUAAUGUGGUAUAAAAGCUCUGGUCCAGGAGAUUUUGAAGAGCCCAUUGCCUUUGAUGGAAGCAGAAUGAGCAAAGAAGAAGACUCCAUUUGGUUCAGACCAACGCUACUACAGGACAGUGGGCUUUAUGCCUGUGUCAUCAGGAACUCCACAUAUUGUAUGAAAGUAUCCAUCUCACUGACAGUAGGAGAAAACGACACGGGACUCUGCUACAAUUCCAAGAUGAAGUACUUUGAAAAAGCUGAACUCAGCAAAAGCAAGGAAAUUUCAUGCCGAGACAUAGAGGACUUUUUAUUACCAACCAGAGAACCUGAAAUCCUUUGGUACAAGGAAUGUAGAACAAAAUCAUGGAGACCAAGUAUUGUGUUCAAAAGAGAUACCUUACUCAUAAGAGAAGUCAAAGAAGAUGACAUUGGAAACUAUACCUGUGAAUUAAAAUAUGGCGGCUUUGUGGUGAGAAGAACCACCGAGUUAACUGUUACAGCUCCUCUAACUGAUAAGCCACCCAAGCUUCUGUAUCCUGUAGAAAGUAAACUAACAAUUCAGGAGACUCAACUAGGAGACUCAGCCAACCUCACCUGCAGAGCUUUCUUUGGGUACAGUGGAGAUGUCAGUCCUUUGAUUUACUGGAUGAAAGGAGAGAAGUUUAUUGAAGAUCUGGAUGAAAAUCGAGUUUGGGAAAGUGACAUUAGAAUUCUUAAGGAACAUCUUGGAGAACAGGAAGUUUCUAUCUCAUUAAUUGUUGACUCUGUGGAAGAAGGUGACCUGGGGAAUUAUUCCUGUUAUGUUGAAAAUGGAAAUGGACGUCGGCAUGCCAGUGUUCUCCUUCACAAACGAGAGUUAAUGUACACCGUUGAACUUGCUGGAGGGCUUGGUGCUAUUCUCUUGCUGCUUGUUUGUUUGGUGACCAUCUAUAAAUGUUACAAGAUAGAAAUCAUGCUAUUCUACAGGAAUCAUUUUGGAGCUGAGGAGCUGGAUGGAGACAACAAAGACUAUGAUGCCUACCUGUCGUAUACCAAAGUGGACCCUGACCAGUGGAAUCAAGAGACUGGAGAAGAGGAACGUUUUGCCCUUGAAAUCCUACCUGAUAUGCUUGAAAAGCACUAUGGAUAUAAGUUGUUUAUACCAGAUAGAGAUUUGAUCCCAACUGGAACAUACAUUGAAGACGUGGCAAGAUGUGUAGAUCAAAGUAAGCGGCUUAUCAUUGUCAUGACCCCAAAUUAUGUAGUUCGAAGGGGCUGGAGCAUCUUUGAGCUGGAAACAAGACUUCGAAACAUGCUUGUGACUGGAGAAAUCAAAGUGAUACUGAUUGAAUGCAGCGAACUCCGUGGAAUUAUGAACUACCAGGAGGUGGAGGCCCUCAAGCACACCAUCAAGCUCCUGACAGUUAUUAAAUGGCAUGGACCAAAAUGCAACAAAUUGAACUCGAAGUUCUGGAAACGUUUACAGUAUGAAAUGCCUUUUAAGAGGAUAGAACCCAUUACACAUGAGCAGGCUUUAGAUGUCAGUGAGCAGGGGCCUUUUGGAGAGCUGCAGACUGUCUCAGCCAUUUCAAUGGCUGCGGCCACCUCCACAGCUCUAGCCACUGCCCAUCCAGAUCUCCGUUCUACCUUUCACAACACCUACCAUUCACAAAUGCGUCAGAAACACUACUAUCGAAGCUAUGAGUACGACGUACCUCCUACGGGCACCUUGCCACUUACCUCCAUAGGAAAUCAGCAUACCUACUGUAACAUCCCUAUGACACUCAUCAAUGGGCAGCGGCCACAGACAAAGUCGAGCAGGGAGCCAAAUCCAGACGAGGCCCACACAAACAGUGCCAUCCUGCCGUUGUUGCCAAGGGAGACCAGUAUAUCCAGUGUGAUUUGGUGACAGAAAAGCAAAGGACAUCCCGUCCCUGGGAGUUUGAAAGGAAUCUGCAGUCCAGUGCCUGGAACUAAAUCCUCGACUCCUGCUAUUAAAAACAUGCAUUACAAUCUCUAGAACACGAGGAAAAACAGGGUCUUGUACAUAUAUUUUUUGGAAUUUCUUUGUAGCAUCAGUGUCUUCCUGUUUUACCAUGUCUCUUACCAUUACAUUUUUUUUACUUUGUUUUAUAUGUCAUUGGAUU